Molecule: messenger RNA, 1224 nt
Organism: Phyllostomus discolor (pale spear-nosed bat)
Lineage: Eukaryota; Metazoa; Chordata; Mammalia; Chiroptera; Phyllostomidae
Product: synaptonemal complex protein 3-like
Exons: 9
Coding region: 56-832 (258 amino acids)
Biological process (GO): meiotic cell cycle; spermatid development
Cellular component (GO): synaptonemal complex
Source: RefSeq, a predicted model, not a curated record
ACACUCCCACACAGGCUACCCGCCAUCCAAAAGCGCUGAGAGAACCUUCGUGGAGAUGGCGGAGGGGUGGUCACGAGUGCGUUGUCGUGCACCAGGUGCAGGAGAGGUGUCACUGUCAGAAGAUGCUGGGAUGGUACCAUCUGGGAGGAGGAGCCUGAAGAGAGAGUUGAAAGCCCUGUUGGAGGAUCAGGCUAGGGCAACCUAUGACUCUGGGAGACAAGGAAGAAGAGAGUCGGCGGAGGUUCCCAAAGAAAGCAGUCAAGUAAUUGACAAUGAUGGAGAAGACAGUCUUGAUCCAGGAUUCUUUGGGAGAGGAAUGGGGAAUGAAUUACGGAGUAUGCUGGAAAGAUUUCAAGGAGACUUGAAAAAGGUUCUUCGUUCAAAGAGAAAACAGUUCGUAACAGAAACCAAUGCUGCCCUCAGAGCCAUUAACCAGAAAAUUGGGAAUGCUGUGAAAAAACAGCAAGAGCAAAGGCUGAAGUUUUAUCAUGGAUAUUACGAGCAGUUUCUGACUUUGUUUUGGGAGUGGAAUAGAGAUGUGCAGAAAACCAAGAAAGAAGAAGAAAAACUGAUUAUUUUGUUCCACAAGCAACGAGAUCUUUUUCAAAAAGCUAGGACUGUUCAGAGCCAGAGACUGAGAAAAAUUAAAAACGUAUAUGACCAGUUCUUAAAGGAUGUGCAGUCCUUUGAGGAGAAUCAGAGCUGUCUUGCUACCAAUGAAGGAAAAGAAUUUAGACAAGAAAUGGCCAAAUUGCGAAGGAAAAUCGUGGCGGAUGUUCAACGGCAAGAACUGGCAAAUAUUCGAAAGUCUCUUCAAUGCCUGCUAUUAUGAAGAAAGAACUUGAACCAAAGUUAUGUGAUAUGAGUAUAACAUUAGCUACAUUGCAGUGGUUUACACAUUUCUAGUUGAAAUCAGUACAUCUUGUUUACCAUCAGCUUGUCCGUUAAGUGCGAGAACAUUUUUCUGUUAAUGAAUCCUAAACAGUUAUGUGGGUAGCAGCAAUUCCACAGUUAUGUGUAUCAAGCUUUCAACCCUCUGGUAGCAAUGGAGACUUUUUCUCCCUAACACUGUCAACUAACCUUUAGCAUUAAGUCGAUUUAAUUUUAGGUUUUGGCCCCAGCAAGUCUGUAUCAAUAAUCCCCAAAGGUGGAAAGCACAAGUAUGGAAUGUUGCAUUGUUCUUCCUCAUGGGAAAAAAGAAUAAAGAAUACAAAAUCUUCUUUA